This is a messenger RNA of Debaryomyces tyrocola, 552 nucleotides long. NCBI's taxonomy places the organism in Eukaryota, Fungi, Ascomycota, Pichiomycetes, Serinales, Debaryomycetaceae. The record is from the annotation of a GenBank genome assembly.
AUGGUUAGACAGUUAAAGCAUCAUGAACAGAAGCUCUUGAAGAAGGUGGAUUUCCUUGAUUGGAAGCAGGAUCAGGGCCACAGAGAUACCCAAGUUAUGAGAACAUACCAUAUUCAAAAUAGAGAAGACUACCAUAAAUACAACAAGAUUUGUGGUGAAAUCAGAAAACUAGCACAUAAAUUAUCAUUAUUACAACCUACUGAUCCAUACAGAAUAAAACACGAGCAAUUGUUGUUGGAAAAAUUGUAUUCUAUGGGAGUACUUGCCACCAAAUCCAAAAUAUCCGACUUGGAAAACAAAGUGACUGUCAGUGCAUUUUGCCGUAGAAGAAUACCAGUGGUUAUGUGUCGUCUCAAGAUGGCAGAGACAGUCAGCGAUGCUGUUACGUUUGUUGAGCAGGGCCACGUAAGGGUGGGGCCUAAUGUGAUUACCGAUCCAGCUUAUCUUGUAACCAGAAACUUAGAAGAUUACUUGACCUGGGUUGAUUCGUCGAAGAUCAAAAGAAACGUUCUCAAGUACAAGAAUAAGAUUGAUGAUUAUGACUUGGCUUGA